This is a messenger RNA of Gasterosteus aculeatus aculeatus (three-spined stickleback), 2675 nucleotides long. Lineage: Eukaryota; Metazoa; Chordata; Actinopteri; Perciformes; Gasterosteidae. The record is from RefSeq and is a predicted model, not a curated record.
CUCUAAGUCUGUUUUAAAUGUCCAUCAAUACGUAAGAUGUAAAACAGACAUUAACUCCCCCAACUAGUGUUUUAUGGUUGUUGUUGUUGUUGUCGUGACAACUGUGAGUGCGGGUGAGUCUCUCUCUCUCUCUGUCUGUCUCUCUACCUGUCUGCCUGUCCUGACCUAUCGAUGACACUCUCUCCUCCCUCACCAACGAGGCUCCUCCCAUCACACAUGUGACCUAUCGAUGACACUCUCUCCUCCCUCACCAACGAGGCUCCUCCCAUCACACAUGUGACCUAUCGAUGACACGCUCUCCUCCCUCACCAACGAGGCUCCUCCCAUCACACAUGUGACCUAUCGAUGACACUCUCUCCUCCCUCACCAACGAGGCUCCUCCCAUCACACAUGUGACCUCACUAGUUUAAUAGAAACUCAGAGACUCUGCAGAAGUUUCUUCACCUUCUGAAGCUCUUAAGCUCUUAUUUUAACGUGUCUGCUCACGAUGUCGGGAUCCACCAGCGACCAGCUGCACAGAUCCACCCUGACCGUCUACCUGAACCUGAUGGAGACCUUCAAUCCGGGCCUCCAGAACCUGGUCGCUUUAGGAAACAGCUACGUCAUGGCCUUCCAAGCGUUAGCUGUUAGCAGCGAGGCGUACUUUAGCGCUGUGGCUAAGAUGGGUGACCAGGCGCUCCACACGCUGUCAUCCCGCUCUCUGGGGGACGUCCUGGUCCAGAUCUCAGAGACGCAGAGGAGACUCACGGCAGAGAUGGAGGGAGUGUUCCGUUGGUUCCAGAUCGAGGUGCUACAAGCCAUGGAGAAGAACGUCCAGCUGGAUGAGGAGUACAUCGAUGGAAGCCGGCGCGUGUACGAGCUGGAGGUGAGGAACCAGGCCGAAGCUCUGGAGAAGCAGCUGAGACGAGGAGCCUACAGAGACUCUCUGGAGAACACGGAGUACAUGACGUACCUGAGGCAGAGCCAGCAGGAGAUCCUGAAGGAGGAGGAGAGGAGGUAUCGCUUCCUGGCAGAGAAGCACUGCGGCCUCACGCAGUCACUGCUGUUCCUCAUUAACAAGACCGGAGCUUCUCUCCAGCAGAAGGCCGACAGAUGGAAGGAGAAGGUCAACGAGACCCGGGGGUCCAGGCCUCGGACCCCUACCCACGUGGACCAGGAGGCUCAGCUGCGAGGCUCCGUGAGCUCCCUCCUGCAGACCGUGGCCAGAGACGAGGACAUGUCGUGGGCCCGCAGGGAGCAGCAGGCUCUGGGCAGGCUGCCCUCUAGAGCUCCGUCUCCCCUCCCCAGCCGCUCCCGCUCCGGCUCGGUGGGGGAGUCCCCGGGUCCGGGCGGGGGGAGGGCCAUGAGGGCGCUGGUGUCUCACCCGUCUUCCUCCAACCCAAAGCUCCUCCCCUUCAGCCGGGGGGAGGCGGUCACCGUGCUGGUCGUGGAGCCGCGCAACGGCUGGCUGUACGGACGCACGGACAGCAGCCUGCGUCAGGGCUGGUUUCCUGCGGCCUACGUUUCCCCCGUGGAGGAUUCCUCCAGCACGUUCUCUACCAGCGGGGGCUCGCUCCGCAGCCACAGCAUGAACAACCUACUGGACCCCAGCGACACCUGCACCGACCAAUCGGAGGGCAGGAGCUUCGGCGACGUCCCGCCUCCAGCCACGCCCGACCGCAGGGCCUCCGUGGACGCCCAGCCGAGCCCCCGGGAGUCGGGCUACGACGAGCCUCCUCCACCUCCUCCACCUCCGCCCCCCCCGGCCCCCCCGGCCCCCCCUCACCGGAGGAGCUCCACGGACCGGCGGGCAACGUCUCCGCGGCCGGACCAGAGGCCCGACUCUGAGCCCCAGGCUCGGUCCCCGCACGGGCCUCCUGAAAACCUGCUGUUUCCAAGAGGAACUAACCCGUUCUCCACCGUGAAGCUUCGUCCUACGACCACUGAUGACAGAUCUUCUCCUCACCUGCUAUGAGGCUUCUACGUUGGAUGGAGGAGUAGGAGUUAGAAAAGGAGGAGGAGGAGGAGGAGGAGUUAGAGGAGGAGGAGGAAGAGGAGGAGGAAGAUUUACCUAACGUUAACGUUUGUUAAGUUUUAUUCAUGCACAGAAACGCUGUUUGAGUCGUAACUAAGAAACAGAAGUUGUUCCAUGCGUUGCUUCCUCCCGCUCUUUCAAAGUAAAAGGGGACGUCUAUCUGCUGAAUAUGAAACUGUGUGAUAGAGUCCUUUCAAAAUAAACCUCCAUCUUCAUCAGGAAACUCAGACUCCUCUGAGACAACAAACCCAUGCGUGAUGUAGCUUAACCUAACGUAGCCUAGCCUAGCCUAGCUUAGCGUAGCUUAGCUUGUUGCAAGUGACAGACACUUGAUGGACACUAAAAGGAAAUAUAAAAUGAUGCAUUAUUUUUUUGAAACAGUUGCGAAGCAGUGCUAGUGUGGACUAUCAGAGACCUUAUGCUAAGCUAACGCUACCUGUCAGCUGCAUAUCUAUGGCACAUGCGAUGGGAUCAAUAUCUUAUUUUUGUCAGAUUUUGUCAAAUUACUCAAGUUUAUUUAUUUCUGUCAUGUGUUUUCUCUCUUUGCUCAUUGGAUGAAUUAUUGUUUCCUGAGUCACAACCUUUAUUUUUUAAUUUGUAAUCUUCUUCGUCAUGUUUGUAACGUUUUGAUUCAACAAGUAAAGAGACAGUUGUUCCUCGA